Messenger RNA from Rana temporaria (common frog), 2258 nucleotides. It is a transcript of the gene AGTR2, whose product is annotated as angiotensin II receptor type 2. NCBI's taxonomy places the organism in Eukaryota, Metazoa, Chordata, Amphibia, Anura, Ranidae. The record is from RefSeq and is a predicted model, not a curated record. Gene Ontology annotation, cellular component: membrane. The coding region runs from base 327 to 1391 and encodes 354 amino acids. Gene Ontology annotation, biological process: regulation of apoptotic process; blood vessel diameter maintenance; G protein-coupled receptor signaling pathway. Gene Ontology annotation, molecular function: angiotensin type II receptor activity. The transcript has 2 exons.
GGAUUUACUAUGAGUUAAAUUCACAAGACAGAAUGAAAGAGAGCAGGAGUUUCUGCCAGAAAGAUGUGUGCCAAAAUUCUUCACUCCAAUCCCACAGUCAUGUAUGCUGACAUCUCCCUAAGGAAUAAACAGAGACUAUAAGAAGGAAAGCAGACCUUUUUAAGCUAUUGCUGUAGUACAAGGAGAGGAAAAAACAUUUUGGACCCCGGAGGACAUAUUUUAUUGUGAUAAGUAAUGAGCUGUUGCAGGCCAAAAGCUGGAUAUCUUCUGCCAUCCACAAAGUAAAAUAUUCUAUUUUAGUCAUCAUCAAUGAAAAAAUAAAGACUAUGUCUGAAAACCUAACCAGCAACUUAACUUCUACAUCAUCAUGCAUCAAUAAUACAAUCGCAGGCUAUCAGAUGGAUUUGCUUCCAGUAUUUUACUCCUUCAUUUGUAUUUUUGGUUUUAUAGGUAAUAGUAUAGUCAUUGCAGUCCUGUGUCUCCAGAAAAAUUUGAAAACCGUGGCUAACAUCUAUAUGGUAAAUCUAGCCACAGCUGACCUGCUAUUCCUCAUAACAUUGCCUUUCUGGGCCACAUAUUAUGCAUUUGGUUUAAAAUGGAUGUUUGGCACAGUGAUGUGCAAAGUUUCAAGUUCCCUUUUAACUUUGAAUUUAUUUGCAAGCAUCUUCUUCAUCACUUGUAUGAGCAUAGACCGUUAUAUGGCAAUUGUACAUCCUCUACGUUCACAAAGGAGAACAUUAACCCAGGCCACCAUUGUGGCAAUAUGUGUUUGGGCUUUGGCCAUCAUGGCCACUCUUCCUACAUUCCAUUUUCGGAACACAUACUACCUUGAGAACCUUGAUGUUCACGCAUGCAUAAUGGACUAUCCAAAAAAGAAUUAUUCAAGCUGGUGUGUGGCCAUGUCCUUGGUAAAGAUUACUUUUGGGUUCUGUAUGCCAGUAACAGUCAUCGUCACCUGCUACUUAAAGAUUGGAUUGCAUUUCAAAAACUCUAAAGAGCCUAUACUCAACAAACAAAGCAGAGACCGGGUCCUCAAAAUUGUCACAGCAAUUGUUGUCUGUUUCUUAGUUUGUUGGCUUCCAUUCUAUGUAUUGACUUUCCUUGAUGUCCUAACAAGAAUGGAGGUUAUUAAGGACUGCAAGACAGAGACCCUUGUUGAAGCAGCUUUGCCAAUAAGUAUUUGCCUUGCCUUUUCAAACAGUUGCAUUAAUCCUUUGUUGUACUGCUUUGUUGGGAACCAGUUUCGAGAGAAUUUUAGACAUGUGAUAAGCAGUAUCAAACUUUUACAAAGCACAAACAGCCAACACAGCUCACUCAGAAAGGGAAGUGACUUAAGAGAAAUGGAAUCAAAUGGCCAAGGGGCAAUCCACCAGUAUGACCAAAUUGGAUAAUAUAUUAUGAUGUGUCAGUAGGUUUUACUCAUACCGUGUAAAUAUAUACAUUGUGCUAACCAUAGUGGUAUUAUUCAUUAAUUAAUGAAUGAAAUGAGCACAAGCAUGCAAAAAAAAAAACUCAUGAGUUUGGGUGCAGUGAAAUCAGGGUAAUUCAGUACAGAAUAGGAGCCCGUACAACUGUAAGACUGAAGGUGAGAGAGGAGUUCUGCCUUAAUACAGUUUGCAAUUAACACAGAAAAAGAGUCACUUUAGAUUCCUUCAAACCAAAACUUUGAUUUACAUUUUGGAUAGGGUGGGGAAGAGCUAGAACCCCUAUCAAGUUUUGUAUUGUUGUCUGGUUUCUUUGAGGAUAAUAAUGACAAUAAAUAGCUGUAUGGGGCUUUAGUCUUCUACUCUCUACUUCUUUCAUGUCCUACCAUUGUCAUUGUGAUAAAACGUGAGGAAGCUUCCAAGUGGAGCAACAAAUAACAGCAUAGACAAAUAUAAGAACUGUUCCCCACUCAGUGAAAAGCUUAAAAAACUAAAAUUGACCGAAGAUUUACAUUCAGUUGGAUCUAAGGCAAUUUUUUCUGUUUUGGAUAGAGAAUGGAAGGUUUAUAAUCCAUGUUAAUUUUUUCCUGCUCAUAAGACUUACAGACCAUUGUCACCUGUAUUGAAAGUAAGGGAGCAUCUAAAAUUCUGUGUUGUUACUGGGUCAGAAAUAGAGGUGCAUUUUUAUACUGUACACUGUGGUUUCCUGAAUAAAAACAAUAUUUUAGAGCAUAAGCGGUUGUGCGGAUCAUCUUUAUGGACUAUUAUGCCUCGUACACAUGUACGGGUUUCCCAUCGGGAAAACUGUCAUGGGAGCUUUUGGCCGGGAAUCCU